Paramormyrops kingsleyae is the source of this 10977-nucleotide messenger RNA. Its product is annotated as microtubule-associated protein 1A-like. The record is from RefSeq and is a predicted model, not a curated record. Gene Ontology annotation, molecular function: actin binding; microtubule binding. Lineage: Eukaryota; Metazoa; Chordata; Actinopteri; Osteoglossiformes; Mormyridae. Gene Ontology annotation, cellular component: dendrite; cytosol; microtubule associated complex. Gene Ontology annotation, biological process: axonogenesis; dendrite development; microtubule cytoskeleton organization.
GCAGUUGUCAUGGAAAUAGAUGUGGGCCCGGCGUCGGCUCCCGGUGCUGUUGCCAUGGAGAUGCAUUCCGAAGCUGCGACGAAGGAUGUGAAAGAGAGCGAAAGCAUUGCGCGGCUGGAUACCGAGGAACGGCAGGAUCCCCAUCAGCACCCUGGACAGCAGCGACGCCGUGGACCGCCGUUCUGUGAGGAGAGCUAUUGCAUGCUUAUCGUUAUCGGGGAGAUCGCGACCGACCAUCAGCUACAGGCAGUGAAAGAGCACAUUAAACAGGGAAUCCGCUCGUGGGACAUCAGCCUCGCUUCCUGUGACCUGGACCAGCACUUGCAGCUCUUUGUGACACGGCAUUCUGCCCAGUUCUCCGCGGAGGUCAGAGGCCAAAGAACGCUACAUCAUAAAGGAGAUGCUCUUGAAACUGUUGUCUUAGUGAACCCAUCAGAAGAUACAGUUGUUUUUGAGGUCCAUUCCCUGAUCUGUGAUUCAUCUGCACACAAGUUACUGAUUCUGAGUGGCCAGAGCUCAGACUCAACUGGUGACCUCAUCUUGCAAAGUGGGCCGUUCACCUUUCAACGUUUCUCUGCCAUAUUCUCUUAUCUUGGGGUUAGUGGCCUACUGACUAGUUCAGACCCAGAGCAGCGGGCCCAGCUCACACUGUCCUGUCAAGGAGAGGGGAGCUGGAGCUCGCUAAGGCAACACAGCUCACUCAUCCCAGAGUUCUUGGACUACAGACUGAACCCGGAACCAGUGUUGCCAGAGAUGGAGGGUGUUACUGAGUUCACGGAGUACAUCUCGGAGACAGUGGAUGUCCCAUCACCCUUCGACCUCCUAGAGCCACCCACAUCUGGGGGGUUUCUUAAGCUGUCCAAGCCAUGUUGCUACAUCUUCCCAGGAGGACGAGGAGACUCUGCGUUGUUUGCUGUAAAUGGCUUCAACAUUUUGAUAGACGGAGGAUCUGAACGGAAGUCAUGCUUCUGGAAGCUUGUCAGACACCUGGACCGCAUUGACUCCAUUCUUCUCACCCACAUUGGUGCAGACAAUCUUCCAGGGAUCAAUGGACUCCUCCAGAGAAAGAUAGCCGAGAAGGAUGAGGAGCACUCUCAAGGCUCUGCUACCUAUAGGGACUGGAUGAAGAAUAUGAUCUCACCAGAGCUAGGGGUGGUGUUUUACAAUGUACCAGAGAAGCUACGAAUGUCCGAGUCAACAUUAAAGGUGAAGCGGAGCAUCGAAGAGGCUUCACUCACACUUCAGUACCUUACUAAACUGGGAAUUAAACCCGAACCUCUCUUCAGAGUGGUCAGCAAUACGAUUGAGCCCAUUACACUUUUCCACAAACUGGGUGUAGGUAGACUAGACAUGUACGUUUUGAACCCAGUGAAGGACAGCAAGGAAAUGCAGUUUCUUAUGCAGAAAUGGGCAGGGAAUAGUAAGGCAAAGACCGGUAUUGUGCUUCCCACUGGGAAGGAGGCAGAGAUAUCUGUUCCCUACCUGACAUCGGUCACUGCUCUUGUCGUGUGGCUCCCUGCCUGCCCCACAGAAAAGAUUGUUAGAGUCUUGUUUCCUGGCAAUGCACCACAAAACAAAAUAUUUGAGGGACUUGAAAAGCUAAAGCAUUUAGAUUUUUUGAGAUACCCAGUUGCUACUCAAAAGGACCUAUCUUCUGUGGCUCCUUUACCAGUAAUAAAGCAGACAAAAGUUAAGCACAGAACUGAUAGCAAAGAGAGCCUUAAAUCAUCCCCUAAGAUACAUGGUAAGGUUUCUAAGAAAGAAGCUGAGGAGGAUGCAUCAGAAACCAAGAGUGACUCUGCAAAGGAAAACAAAAUUGAAAAGAAAGAGAAGAAAUUAAAAGAGUCUGACAAAAUUACUAAACCCCUAAAAACAUCUGACCCAGUAAAGCUGGAAAAGAAGAAACUACUGAAAGAGAAGUCAAUUAAAAAGCCAACUAAGGAGAGGGUGUCCAAGAUAGAUGAGAAGAAGGAAAAAGAAAAAAAGGAGAUCAAGAAGGAAAGGCGUGACGUUAAGAGAGAUGACACGUCUAAAAAAGAUGAGAAAAAAGAUGUCAAGGUAAAGGAAGACAAAAAGAAGGACACUGCAAAGACUGAGCUUAGGAAGCUCACCAAACCUGAUCUAAAGCCCUUCACUCCAGAAGUCAGGAAGACUCUGCACAAGGCUAAGGGUCAUACAAAACCCAAGACCGAUAAAGCCAAAGGUAAACCAGUUCAAGAACAAGCCACUGGUCAAGCAUUAACUGCUGAAGAGACACCAUCACUAUCAGAAAUGCCAACCACAGUGGAGAAUCUUUCCAUUGUCUCCUCUCCAGAAGAUCUGACCAAGGACUUUGAGGAACUUAAAAGAGAUGAAAUUUCAAAACAGGAAGCUGAAUCAGUUCAUGAUAAGGCUCUUGUAAACGACGCUGUAAUUGCAAGCCUUCCUACUGAGACUGAAAAAGAGCAAAUUGUCCCUCAGUCUGAUUUCACACAUGCGGCAGAAUCCCUAUCUGAGGCAAAGCAGCCUUCACAUCAGCAGCCAUCAAAAGAUGAAGAGAAAUAUGAGAAUGUGGAUGCAACCAUGAAGUCUGAGAAAGUAAAGAGUGAUCUGAAGAUGGGGGAACCAGAGGAAAGUGUCAGGGUCGCUGAGGCAGAUGACAUGAAACUGGGGAAAAUAAAUGAGGAUAAAGAAAUACAAAAAUAUGAAUUUCAAACAACCAAAGAGGAAACGGAGUCGUUGAAGAGGGCUAAACUUGAGGAAGAUUUAGAGGACAAGAUGAAGAUAGCUGGACAAGCAGAAGCUGAAAAGACAGGGAAUCUAAAUACAAGUGAUAAAGCGCUGAAAAUUGACAAUGAAGACAAGGAGGAUUUUGACAAAGACUGGAAUAUUCCGCCUCCUCCAGAGGAGCAUUAUGCAGCCAGAAAGGAGGAUGAGACUCUAUAUCUGCCCAACAUAGGCAGUGUGACAACUGCAGGAGACCAUGUUUCCUUUAUACAAGAUGAGACUAUUCCAGGAUAUUCUGAAACUGAACAGACUCUUUCCGAUGAGGAAAUUCAUGAGGAGACUGAAGACAGAAUAUCACACCUGCACUAUGAAAUGAGCACCUAUGACAUUUCUGUUCCUGAUCAGCCAGGUUCCUAUGAUGCCAUCCAUGGUAUGAGAGAGAUUAAAGCAACAGCUGGGCCCGUGGCAGGGAAUUUAUCAGCAAAGAGUUUUAUGGGAGGUCCAGAUCCUGCAUUAGCAGUGUACUCUACCAGCAUUGUCGCAGCACCCCUAGCAGAAGAGGAGCAUGUCUCUUUGGCUACUUCCAUCACAGAGUGUGAUAAGCUGUCAUCUUUUGCUACCUCUGUUGCUGAGGAUCAAUCUGUGGCAUCUGUAACAGCAACCCAAACGGAAACUGAAACCGGUAAAAGCUCAUCACUCCUGGAUGUGGUCAACAGCAUUCCAUCAUCUGCCCACACUGACGCUACCCAGGGAAAAGAGUACCUACACUCAGCAGGGACUAUUUCUCCUACUUCCUCCUUAGAAGAGGAUAAAUGUUUUAAAUCGCCACCUACUGAGGAAUACCAACCCUUUGUGCAUGGGACCGAGAAUGGAGGAAAUACCAUACAUGUGCAUGAUGAGGAAGAUGAAGAGGAGGAGGAAGAUGAGGACCAAACUCCUAAUGUGGACAUUCCACUUAGCAAGCUCCAAGAAGGAUAUGCAUCCCCACUGUUGUUUAACAAUACAGAGAAAUAUUUUGAAGCUCCUGCAUCAUCCUUGACACAAUCAGUUGCAGUAACUGCAGCUGAUCUAAAAUCUAUUUCAUAUCCAGUUGAUAUUCAGGCUCCUUUUUUCAAAGCUGAUGCUAUGGCAAUUUCCUCAAGGAUAUCUCCUCCACCCUCCUUUGCCUCAUCAAUCAAAGAGUCCAUUCCUUUCCCGGAGACUGAGGAAAGAUGCCUCAGCCCAGAAGACAGCACCAUAAAAAUGGCCUCCCCAUCACAGUCUGGACCAACCAGUCCAGGUUCCAUAUCUUUCCAGAAGUUCCCUGAAGGGGAGAAGAUUAAAUCACCAUUUGAGCAACAGCACACAAAGCAGGAGACAGAAUGUGAACAACGGGCCACCACAACAUAUGAGAGUGGUGAUCAGAAUGGAAAGACUGGCCAGAGCCCACAGGAAUAUGACCAGCACAAGUAUUCACCACUUCCAGGUCUGAACAAAGGGCUAGCAUUGGAAAAAGACACAAAGCAGACACCUAUUGCAUACGAACAGGAGAAAGACAAAGACACACAGUCUGAUGCAGAAGUGAAGGCAUCACAUUCUCUACCAAAGAGCACUGUAAGCGAAAGGAUAAUGUUUGAAGAAAGUGAUAACGAGACAGAAGGGGAUUACUAUGAGGAUCUCAGAGGGUACAAUAAAACUAAAUACACUGAGGAAAGAGAGAGUCGAUUCCUAGAUGAGGAUGACAUUCUUGAGAGAAAGGAGUCCACCAAAGACAAAAAUAUGAGAGAAGCAGAAAAAGGACAAGAAAACAAAAGCUCUGUUACUUCUUACUUGCAGCCCACAGUGGAUACCUCUUUAUUAGGUAAAGAACAUGAAACUCAGGAUUUGUACUCAGACGAAGAAGAGGGAGUUAAACACACUGGUGGAGCAGGGUCCAGACCAUUAUCACUGGAGUCCAACCAAUUAGAUUUACCAACAUAUGAUCCCUCAUCAAAUCUUUAUUCCCAGAGUGCCCUAACAGCUCAACUAGACCAUUGUGCUGAAUCAUCACUUAAGGAGAAGUCACUUCAUGCUGAUCAUAAAGAACCGUUUACAUGCACACAUGGAAAUUCAGCGGGACAAGACCAAAGCGUAUUGCUUAAUAAGACAGAGGCUACAUCAGAAGCUGCACACUGCCGGUCUACUAGUACUUUUAGUUAUAAUGUAUCUACUGAUUUAGAAUUUUCAUAUAUGGAAAAAAAGGACAAUGCAGGAACCGCCCAGCCUCAAUCACCAUGUUCAGACAAAAGGGAAGAUCGCACCAAAGAAAGAGUGUGUGAUACUGUGAAAAUAGAUGAGAAAACAGGGAACGAGGCAAAGUUUGAAAAAGAGAGUGAACAAGACACGUCAUCACACUUUUCGUGUUUUUACCAAGAAACAGAUACAAAGCAAGAAUCCCCAGGCAAAGAUGAUUUUAAACUUUUACAGGAGGGUGACAGUGAAUUAAAAUAUUAUCCUGAUGAAAAGCCUAUCAUGAAGGAUUAUGAAUUUGGUUUUAAGGAGGAACGCCACCACUCAGGUGGACAUGAUCUGUCAGAAGGUGGAGAGGACACCAAGACACUUAAACAGUCAGAUAUUCUGGGAAAAUCUGAAAGUUCAUCUGGAUUUUCUGUGUCAUGUUCUCCCAGAGAAGAGACUUUGCCAGUUAGCAGGGAUUAUUUAUACUCAUCACCCUCAGCAGAGACUAAGGAGGGUGUUCAUUUAAGUCCUUGUGCCUUCCUUGAACAAAAAGAUCAUGACCAUGAUACAUUCAAGCAGGAAGAGUCUAAACAGGAAGUCAGACAAGAUACUCCUUAUGCAUCUGUCAAGAGCUUUACAUACACAGAGAUGUAUGAAAAUAAAACAGCCGGAAAAAUCGAUCCGUACUCAUUUGCCUUAAGUGAUAAGCAGGUGCACCCUGAUGACUUGUCCACAGAUCUAGACAAAGUGAAAAAAGUAGACAGCUCACUAGAGCAACAAGAAGUAAAGAAUGAGAUGUCACCAAAGACUGAAAAAUUAUUCUCUGGCAUGGACAGCAAAAAAGAACUAUCAUCAUCAUCAUGGGAGCAACGUAAUUUGGAGUCUCAGCCUUCAGUGGAUGCUUUACAGAAGUAUGGUGUCAGUGAAAAUCAAUCCAGAAAGGAUGAAAUCGUGAAAGGGGAGGAAACUACUGCCUCAGAGAAAAGGAAAGAAUACCCAUUUGAUACUGAUGUCAUGAGUUCUUCAAGUCAGAUUUCUCUUGGGCAAAAAGACCUCUUUGCUCCAAACCCUCAAUUUGACAGCCAUGCCAGUAAGUCAUCCCAGAAGCCCCCAGAGCAGCAUUUAGGUGUUCAUGCAUCUGAGUACUCUUGCUCAAGUCAGUCCAUGAUGCACCACUUUGAGAAAGAAAAGGCCCCAAUCAGCGGAGACAUGAGAUUAAUAAUGGGUGAAGAUGAAGAAGAUGAGGAUGACGAUGAGGAAGAAAGGACAGGAGAAGACACCAGUGAUUCCGAUGUCGAAAAAGGCUCCAAAGAGAGAUCUGAGAAGGAAUGUGUAAGCCCGUAUGGUAAAUCUGCUGGAAUAACACACCCAGGAAUGAAAAAAGAUGAUGAUAAUAGCCAGACUUUCACAUGCAAGCCUGAAGACAGCUUUGACCUUCAACCAAAACCUUCCUCAUCAGAACUUUUUGGAUCCAACAGCGACAGCCAUAUGAAACACACAAAAGCUGAAGCUUUUGAAAAGAAAAGUAGAGCUGAUACUGGUUCUCUCUUCACUGGAAGCUACACUGAAUUGGGAUCCUCGGGAUUUAAAGAGAGGCCAGAAUAUGUUUUUUAUGGAGACAGCAAGGAGUCUGAUCUUGGCAGUCAGUUAGGGAUCAAAGACCAGGAAAGUUACAGCUCUGAUCAAUCAAGUAAACAAUGUGAAGAAAAGCUGUACCACAAUGAAAAAGAUGCUGAGUCUGAAAAGCAGAAGACACCUGAGAGUAGGAGAGCAGGGGACAUUGACCCCUUGGGUUUUACCUACACCACUACCUUUGCCACAGCAUACUCUUCCUCCUCAUCUUACAGUUACUCCUCCUCUACCCCAGUUUCCCUUUCAACCAGUCGUCAAUUUGGAGAGGAACUAGAAACACCUGCCACUGUCUCAGACUCCUUCAAGCUAGAUUACGACAGUGCUGGUUUAGACUAUUCUUCUUUCAAAGAUGAACACUCCCUUGUGAUGGAUUCUCCAUUUUCAAGUUCUGGGGGUUUAAUGAAAGACGAAUACCUGGAGGUGUCUGAAAAGCUGAUGACGGCUACCACAACUGCAGAGUCCACCUCAAGCCUCACCAAAUUCUCACCACUUAGUCCUUUUGAGGAGGUGAAAGCCUUCCCACCUACCACUGUUGUUGUAGAUGGCAAAAAACAGAGUUCAACAAGCACCAUAAAGGAGAAGGGACCACAUGCUGACAUCUUCUAUCACCCUGAAUGGACUGAUGAUUCCCGGUUUGGUGCUGGAGAGUCUUACUCCAACUUGUUGCACUCUUCAGGGAUGGAAUCAGCACGGGUAUUUCAUGAUGUUUCAUCGGUGAAGCCAGAAGGUUUGGAUAAUAAAUAUCUUUUGGAGGAGGCUGGAGAUAGGAGCAAAGAAACUCAUGCAUUCACAAAGCAGCAAUUCACUGUUAUAUGCCCAAAGGAAAGCCCCAGUGUACUGACAUCAACUUCCCCCCAUCAACCGAUUUCUUAUGCACCUCCUUCCCAACAAUUCAUGCAAUCGUCAACAGCAAAUGGGCCCACUGAGGUCAGCUUAAGCCCACCUGUAGCUCCAUCUGCAACAGCCCAGAGACCCAGUGUUAAUGAAUCAGCUUUGUGUGAAGCAAGGAGGACUGUGGAGGAUGAAGAAAAGGAGAGAGAAAUUAGAAGCAGAUUUGAGCCAGAAGCACAGAAUCUGCCUGGAGCAAGUCCAGGGGCUCAUACAAUGCAUUAUAAAGAGGAAGGUGAAGCCAAGGACAAACACCAAGAGUUUGAUUGUCCACCACGCCCUCUAACCUUGGCAUCAACCAAUCAGACAUUUCAUUCCUCCUUCUUCCCAGAAGCACUGAGCGACUCCGGAAAGGAUACUGCCAUUCCUCAGGAUGUCUGUACAGGGGCUGCUUCUUACGCCUAUUCAACCUCCACUGUUUAUUCAUCCUCUGAGUACAAACACCGCAAAGGAGAGAUAUCACCCUCCUUCAUUAAUCCAAGUCCACAUGGAUUUUCCAGUGACGAUGAAGAAGAAGAUCCUGGGAGCCACCAUUCACAGGAACAUGAUAACCAGAAGAGCAUUUCUAUGAUGAAGUCCUGCAAACAGGAAGACCACCAUGUCCCCAGUGGAUUUGGAGAUGGCAGUGGAUCUCAACAUCUUCCUGGCACUAUGGCAGCUGGAAUAGGCUUAGCUGGAGAGGAGACUCCGCCCACUUCGGUAAGCGAAUCCUUGCCCUCCCAGUCGGACUCUGAUGUGCCACCCGAGACUGAAGAAUGUCCAUCAAUCACUGCCGAAGGCAAUCUGGACUCAGACGAAGACACUGAACACCUGCCAGUAGAUAGAUUAUCUUCAGUUACUGGUGGAGGAAAUCCCCAUUUACCCUCACCAAGAUCCUCUCAUAGGGUUCAGGAUCCCCCACCUGUACCCCCGAGGGACCCCUUACCCCAUCCCCCACGCCCUGAUGUAUGCAUGGUGGACCCAGAGGUUUUGUCUAAUCAGCAAAAUUAUGCAGACAAGUUGCCCAAAAAGGACCUAAAGACCAACAAAGGCUUAAGAAAGUCACUUGGAAAGCCAAAGUCUGCUUCCCCAGUUCGUAAAACUGAAACAAAGGCGAAGAGAUCACUCACCCCUAUCAAGCAAGCUUCUAAGGAUUCUGUGCCACGUUCAUCUUCAUUGAAAAAACAAGAUUCAGAAAAGAAAUCAAAACCAUCCAAAACACAUGACAGUCAAGGAUCCAGAGGUGAGGACAAGGACGAAACAUACAGGUCUAGUCACAAUCCAGGAAAAGGACUGGUCAAUGGUGUGAAAAACAGCACAGGUUCAAGCUCUCAGAAAACGACUUCUGGUUUGUCCUCUGCCUCGCCCAUUUACGUGGAUCUGGCCUACAUCCCUAAUCACUGCAGUGCCAAGAACGUGGACCAAGAGUUUUUCAAGCGUGUGCGCUCCUCUUACUACGUAGUGACCGGGAAUGACGCGAGCUGCGGAGAACCGAGUCGUAGCGUUCUGGACGCGCUGCUGGAUGGCAAAGCCCAGUGGGGCACCAACCUCCAGGUGACUUUGAUCCCCACACAUGACACGGAGGUGACCCGAGAGUGGUACCAGCAAACCCAUGAGAGGCAGCAGAAUCUCAACAUUAUGGUUCUGGCCAGCAGCAGCACAGUUGUCAUGCAAGACGAGUCAUUUCCUGCCUGUAAGAUUGAGUUUUGAGCUCCUACCAGCCCCCUUGUUUUCAGGCUCUUUCAUGUUAUUGGCUUCUCCAGAGCUGGUGGACAGAGACUCACAUACUGUUUAGCCAAGCAAAACCACUUCAAAACCACUCCAUAUAUAUUUUCAUAAUGAAGGUCAUGUGUGGUAUAAUAUUACAUAUUUCCCAUCUGAUUCCUAAUUAUUGCCAUAUCUUAGUUCCUGACAGAUAGUUAAUGUACACAAAUUUCAUGGUACGGAGGAUUUAGCAGACAGGAUCUAUCACGACUUAACUCUCUGAGGUACCAGAGGCCAUUCCAUGGUGGCGGGGCCAGCAACGAACAGUGUAUAUGCACAGAAUUCUGUAAUGAACAGCACAAAUCACAAUUCACUCAUAUAGAACCUGAUUAUUUAAAUACCUUCAAAGUAAUUUGAAAGCACCUUCAUAUCAUACCUACAUACCCACAAACCGAAGCUGAACCCUGGACAUACCCAUUAACAAAGUUAAGGGGAAAGAUUAGCUUUGGGGGCAAAAAAAUAUGUAAACCGAAAACCUUAACAGACAGACUGAAAACAACGAACGAACCAGGGUUUUGACUAAAUGCUUAAAAAAGGUUCCUUAUCUGCAGCUUUUUAUAUGGUGAAGCUGAAAUGAAUUUGUGCCGCGUAUUGCAAGUUGCAAAGUGUUUAAUGAAUAGUCUUGGUUUGUGGUUCAAUAUAAAAAUGGAUGUAAUUAUUAUAUUGAUAAAUGUUUAGAGUCAGCAAUUUGGUUCUUAUGUAUGUAGAUCAUUGUAGUCUUAGGCAGGUAGUUAGAACUGAGGUCAGUUUUCAAAAGUAAUAGACAAGAAAAUAGUAAAAGCAAAAUAAAAAUUCUGUUGUAUGGAGUUCUGCCCAGACUCUCAUAGUCAUACUACAUAAAUACUGCAGAUUUAUUCCCUCCCAGCUUUACUGAGGUGGACUGUAUGUUUUGGUCUACUUGGCUUUUUCUGCAGGUUGCUGUGCUCUGAUCUUUGUGCUCCUUCGGUUGAGAUUAAAGACUAUUAGAAAGACACUAAAAGUUAGACUAAAUGCUUGUGUUUUGAUGUUGAGCUACAGGUUUCACAUGGAAAGCGUCCGAAAUCGCAUACUUGUAGUAUGCGAAAUAUAGUAUGCGAAGUAUGUCUGAAUCCUCAGUAUGGAUGAGACAGUAAGCGAAUGGUAUCCGGAUGACAUACUACAUUCUGCGAAAUUCCGAAAUGUAAAACCGAUGGAUGCUACACUAUCCCACAAGGUCACUGGAGCAGCAAAGACCGUCAAAAAUUUCUAAUCUCAUAGCUUGACAUAGUUUUUAACUUUCACUGGGGUCAAGCUAAAUCAUUGGUAAAUAUCUGAGUCAGGUAAUAUGCAAGAUGGUGACCACAGUCUGUCUGAGUGCAUGCAUACUGCUCUCAUGCAUACAUACGGUACAUACUACAUUAAUGGUUGAGUAGUAGGCUUCAAAUGAAAUUCAGUAUGUAUUGUGUAAAUAUGCAAUUUCUGACGCAUCUAUAGUGUAUCUGACCUUGCAUUUAUUUAGGUGAUUGUAUGCAAUGGGGCUUCUUCAGUAGCUUCAGAAGCUGGAUAUAGACUACAAAAGACUAAAUAUGUCUAUGAAAUGUGCGUAAAACACAAGAUGAAUAAUGACUACUGUGAUAAAGUGAUUUUGUAAGGAUGUGUGAAGGCAAAUUUUACUUAAGAAUGAGCAGUUGAAGGAAGUUGUUUUACCUGCUUGUUUACGCUAUGUUUACCACUGUCCAAUCAGUGGAUCUGCUGCCUCCUUUACAUUUCCCACUGUCCAAUCAGUGGAUCUGCUGCCUCCUUUACAUUUCCCACUGUCCAAUCAGUGGAUCUGCUGCCUCCUUUACAUUUCCC